Messenger RNA from Daucus carota subsp. sativus, 1947 nucleotides. RefSeq names its product F-box protein CPR1. Gene Ontology annotation, molecular function: protein binding. The transcript is spliced from 3 exons. NCBI's taxonomy places the organism in Eukaryota, Viridiplantae, Streptophyta, Magnoliopsida, Apiales, Apiaceae. The record is from RefSeq and is a predicted model, not a curated record. The coding region runs from base 235 to 1698 and encodes 487 amino acids.
CAAUUUUUUUUUGUUCGGCUCGUAGUUAACGGGCUGCAAACACAAACCCAAACCCUAGAUAGCAACUCCUCUUGGUUUGUUCUCCAUAAAUAGGACUCUAUUCUUCACUCUCAAACACAAACCCUGAUCUGCUCCUCUCUAUCUAAUCUUUUCCUAAAGUGGUUACAUUUGAGUAUCCAUUUUAGUCGGUUACAAUUGGUAUCAGACCCAGUCCCUCCUCAACUCUUAUCCUCCAUGGCUGAAGGCACUCGUAUUCGUGCCUUGGAUGACAUGCUAGGUGUUCAUGAGGGAAAGCUUGCAGAGAUGGCUGAAGAACUCAGUUUGAACAUGGAGCAUGUCUCCAAAUGUUUUGGUGAAGUUAACCAGCGGAUCGAUGGCCUGGGCAUCCGCCUGGAUAAGAUGGAUGGUAAUUUUGAAGAGCUUAAACAGCUACUCUUAGGGAUUCAACACAGCCGUAAGGAACACAACACCGAGCCACUCAUUUCUCAAGCCUCCGAAAAUGCUUCUGUAGCGACAAGCACUAACAUGGUUUCCACCAGAUCUGAGCGGAAGGAAGGUGUGGCCAGACCCACUAUGGAAUUACCUCUAGAGAUGGAGGCUAAUGCUCUAUCAAGAUUGCCCAUCAAGACAACAGUCCAUUGCAAAUGUGUAUGCAAAAGAUGGCGUAGUGUACUCUCAGACCCUUACUUUGUUGAUCUGCAUCUAUCAAGAUCACCUGCAGGGCUUAUAGUUCAAGAGGGUAAAAUCCUUAAAAUGGGCGAAGUAAAUGACAAAUCUGACCAGCAUGAUAUUCGCCAUGACCCUCUAAUGAGAUUAAAAGUACCAGAUGGCUCAGUCUUAAGUGGUUCAGUUAAUGGGUUAAUUAGUUUAAGGGAUAGGUAUGAUGCUGGUGCGGCUCGUAUAUGCAAUCCAGUUACACGAGAGUAUAUACUCCUACCAUAUAACAAGAACAUCGAAAAAUCAAUUCCUAUUAUCCGCAGUUUUGAGCCUUAUGAAUUGUCAGGUUAUGGGCUUGCGAGUUACGGCUUUGGAUAUGUUGAAGCCAGCAAUGUGUACAAGGUAGUACACUUUUAUGAAGGUAAGUUCUUUUCAACUGAAAUCUCGGGUAAGUCAAAGUUCGAAAUUUAUAGUCUCGGAACAGGCAAAUGGAGAAGUUUAGGAAUUGUCCCCUUUUUAGUCUGUCAUCAGGAUGGUAUAUAUGCCAAUGGUAACCUUCAUUGGCUAGCUUGUGUUCAGAAGGACAGACCUAAUGAAAUGGUGUGUACUUUUGACUUGGAGAAAGAAUCAUGUCAACUAACUGCUUCUGCUCCACAAGUUGGUGGGUAUGUUGAUUAUAGGAGUUUGGGAAUGCUUGGAGGGUGCUUGUGUAUCUGCGAUAAUAGGUCAGACUCUGAACUUGUCCUUUGGGUGAUGAAGGAUUAUGGAGUAAAGGAAAGUUGGAGUAAGGAAAUCAUCAUUCAAGAAUUAAAUUUUGGUCUUCACUGUCGUACGUUUUAUGUACUAAAAGUUUUGAAAGAUGGGAGUAUCUUGAUGUUGUGUAGUGCAAACUUAUUAUUCACAUAUCAUCCUGGAACUAAAAUCUGGCAAGUAGUACCCUGUUUUAAGGAAUAUGAGAUUCAGAGCAUGUAUGCAUCAGUUUAUGUCCCAAGUUUUAUUAGCCUCAAGAGCUUCAUGUUGGAAAAUGUUUCCGGAGUUUAGCUAUGAAAGCAUCAAAUGAAUGUAAGGUCUGAUCAUGCAGCUCAGCUCUUUGGUUACUGGUUUAGUUAUAAAGUUUAACUUGUUAUUUUCCAUCAAAUCAAAUGUAAGGUUUGAACAGUCAGCUUUGUCUUCCUUUAGUAGUUUAGUUAUUAAGUUUAGUUGCUUUGCAUUACAAUGUAAGGUUUGAACCUGCAGCUCUGCUCUUUUGAUUACUACUUUACUUAUGAAGGCCCUUCCGUUGAAUGAUUA